AGCAGGGACAGAGCAGUAACUUUAGAAAGAAUCGGAAAGAACUCGAGAAGACGCACCCAACCAUGACGACCUCUGAUCCCAACAAGUUGAUGAGAAAAGCUGAUGAUCUAACAAGACUGAGUCUCACGAGGUGGAAGGCAGAUUGGAGAACUGCCACUGGUCUUUAUGAGCAGGCUGCUAUUGCGUUUAGAGCUGCCAAGGACUAUGAGAAUGCCAAAACAGCAUAUGAGAAAGCUUCAAAAGGACAAGAGAUGCUAUCUUCACCUUGGGAUGCUGCUAAGCACAUGGAAUCUGCUGCUGCUCUGGCAAAGGAUCUAAGCCAAUGGAGGGAAGUUGGGGACUUCUAUCGAAAGGCAUCUGAAUUGUACAUGGAGUGUGGGAGACCACAACCUGCAUCAGAUGCUCUUGCAAAGGGAGCUCGUGCUUUGGAAGAUACCAUGUCUGAAGAAGCUAUUCAGCUAUAUACAGAUGCAUGUACAAUUCUUGAAGAGGAUGGAAGAGAACAAAUGGCCUUUGAUCUGUAUCGUGCUGCCACUAGUGUUUAUGUAAAACUUGAGAAGUAUACAGAUGCUGCAUCUUUCCUGUUGAGAUUGGGCUUGGCAGCUGACAAUUGUAAUGCUACCAAUAGCCAGUGCAAGGCAUAUCUUAGUGCGAUUAUUGUCUACCUUUACGCUCAUGACUUCAAGCAAGCAGAGAAGUGCUAUAAUGACUGCUCUCAGAUUGAUGCUUUUGUCAGCAGUGACCAGAAUCGUUGUGCUAGCAAGCUUCUUGCUGCCUACACAGAUGGAGACAUUGAAGAAAUUAAACGCAUUGCUCAGUCGGGCACUAUUUCACAUCUGGACCAUGUGAUCAUUAGGCUUGCAAGGAAACUUCCCACAGGCGAUGUGAGUGUGUUCAAGGCUGACACUGCAGAAGAUGAAGAGCAGCCAUUGGACGAAAACGACCUGACUUAACCUCUAAUGAAGUUUAUCUAUCUGUGCCUAUUUAUAGGAUUGAUGAAGGACCCAUUACAAUUUGAUGAUUGAAUUGAAUUGAUGAUCAGUAUAUAUCGGUUUUUGUAUAAAACAGUUUGUUCUUUUGUUCGGUAGAUACGUGUGGAAUGCAGGCAAGGAGAGGAGCGCUAUUAUUCAUUGAUCCGAAUGAGAUGUGUUACUUGGAUGUUAAGUCUGUCGACCACUUGUGGAAAAGCCUUCUUUAUUUGGUGAUAAUUAAAUAAUU
Messenger RNA from Gastrolobium bilobum, 1218 nucleotides. RefSeq names its product gamma-soluble NSF attachment protein. Lineage: Eukaryota; Viridiplantae; Streptophyta; Magnoliopsida; Fabales; Fabaceae. Gene Ontology annotation, cellular component: SNARE complex; vacuolar membrane. The coding region runs from base 63 to 953 and encodes 296 amino acids. Gene Ontology annotation, molecular function: syntaxin binding; soluble NSF attachment protein activity. Gene Ontology annotation, biological process: intracellular protein transport. The record is from RefSeq and is a predicted model, not a curated record. The transcript has 9 exons.